Messenger RNA from Xenia sp. Carnegie-2017, 1585 nucleotides. RefSeq names its product solute carrier family 25 member 36-like. Gene Ontology annotation, cellular component: mitochondrion. The record is from RefSeq and is a predicted model, not a curated record. Gene Ontology annotation, biological process: pyrimidine nucleotide import into mitochondrion. The transcript is spliced from 7 exons. Lineage: Eukaryota; Metazoa; Cnidaria; Anthozoa; Malacalcyonacea; Xeniidae. Gene Ontology annotation, molecular function: pyrimidine nucleotide transmembrane transporter activity. Bases 72 to 1046 code for a protein of 324 amino acids.
UUGUUUACUACAAGUUGGGAAAUCACACACACCGUUGCUUUGUUUGACGAUUAUUUGUCCACUUUUUGUACAUGAUAAACGACGAAGAAAUGAAAUCACAUCGGGCAACACAUAAUUCUACCUUAGUUCAUCUUGCUGCUGGCGGGGUUGCAGGUACUGUAGGAGCUGUAGUAACAUGUCCGUUAGAGGUGAUCAAAACACGACUACAGUCAUCAAUUCCCGUGUUCAAACAUGUGUCAUGUCUUCCUGGCCAUGCAACAUUAUCCAUUGCUAUAGAAAAAGUUCCAAUGGGCGUGAUUGCAUGUACAAAACAUAUUGUAAAGACAGAAGGAGCAAAGUCACUUUUUCGUGGAUUGUGUCCCAAUCUUGUUGGUGUUGCACCCUCAAGGGCAAUCUACUUUACUGCUUAUGCAAAAACGAAAAGUCUGCUAAAUAAAUCUGGUCUGUUACGUCAGGACAGUUCAUCUGUUCAUAUGCUUUCUGGUCUCUCAGCAGGUGUUGCUUCAAGUACAGCAACAUCACCAAUAUGGGUAAUAAAAACAAGACUUCAGCUAGAUAGCAGUGUUGUGCAUAAAAUUGGUGUCCCUGAUUCCAUAAAGGAGAUUUACAUGAAAGAUGGUUUACGAGGGUUUUACAGAGGGUUGUCUGCUUCCUAUUUUGGUGUAACAGAGACUGUUAUUCAUCUGGUUAUAUAUGAGAAGAUUAAAGCUAAAAUCAAUCAUUAUCGUAGAUCUGGCAAAGGUGGUUUUUAUGAUAAACCUAGAUUUGAAACAUUCUUUGAAUACAUGCUUGCAGCAGGAGUGUCAAAAAGCAUUGCCUGUACUUUAACAUACCCACAUGAAGUUGUUAGAACUCGUCUGAGGCAGUUUGAACAUGAUGGUAAAAGAAGAUACUAUUCAUUCAUGCAAACUUUGCUCAAAGUUGGAUUUGAAGAAGGAGCCAGGGGAUUAUAUGGUGGAUUAUCCACUCAAUUGAUUCGGCAGAUUCCAAAUACUGGGAUCAUGUUUUUAACAUAUGAGAUUAUUCUGAGCUUUUUUGAAAGUUGAAUUUUGUUGCUGACAUCCCAUGUUGGUUUGGAUUCAAUGAUUAGUGGCAUCAUAAUUUCAUCAUGGGUAAAUUUGGGUAGUAUGUAUCUGAUGAUCCAAUCUGGUCAGCUGAUGUGUUACUAAAGUUGUGGUCAUUUGGGAUUUUGUGGUCAAAGGGAAGAUUAUAAGUCACAAAGAUAUAAGUUAUUGUCUUUAAAGCAAAGGCAUUAACUAUUAGAGUCUUCAGCAAGAAUUAUUCAAUGUAUUUCUUGUUGAAAUUUUUGAAUGACAGAGGCUGCAUUCAAGUCUUUCAAAAAUGAUUCAAAAGAAAACAUGACUCUUGUUAAAUAUGAGCCUAAGGAUUGUCUUUGUGUACUUUAAAUGUACUUUACAAUGCCUUUUAGCAGGAGAUACAUUUUUAUUAUUUUAUUCUAGAGCUUAUUGACACAUUACAAUAUUAAAUUAUACAUUUAUAUAUUAUGUUACAAGAACUUUUUGAUGUAUGUAAAAUAGGCAAAGUUGUUGAAGAAUGUUGGUGGCCAUGGCAUGGAAAACAAAAA